Antrostomus carolinensis (chuck-will's-widow) is the source of this 2115-nucleotide messenger RNA. RefSeq names its product thyroid stimulating hormone receptor (gene TSHR). The record is from RefSeq and is a predicted model, not a curated record. Bases 1 to 2115 code for a protein of 704 amino acids. Gene Ontology annotation, cellular component: plasma membrane. The transcript has 8 exons. Gene Ontology annotation, biological process: adenylate cyclase-activating G protein-coupled receptor signaling pathway; activation of adenylate cyclase activity; hormone-mediated signaling pathway. Gene Ontology annotation, molecular function: G protein-coupled peptide receptor activity; thyroid-stimulating hormone receptor activity. Lineage: Eukaryota; Metazoa; Chordata; Aves; Caprimulgiformes; Caprimulgidae.
AUGAUGGGCACUAGCCGUGGAUUGCCAAGGUCUGAGACUUGUUUCUUUUUCUGUUUGCUGGUGUUUAGCUACAUCUCCAUAGAUGAAACACUUCAGAGUCUGGAGGCCCAUUCCUUCAACAGUUUAAGUAAAAUCACUCAUAUUGAAAUUCGAAAUCUUAGAAACUUAGAUUACAUAGAUCCAGAUGCCUUUAAGAACCUCCCACUUUUGAAAUACCUUGGUAUUUUUAAUACUGGACUCAAAGCAUUUCCAGACCUCACCAAAAUCUACUCAUUUGAUGUGAACUUUUUACUUGAAAUCGCAGAUAACCCUUUCAUUACUUCAGUGCCUGCCAAUGCUUUCCAUGGGCUUUGUAAUGAAUCUCUAACUCUCAAACUCUACAAUAAUGGUUUCACCAGCAUCCAAGGUCAUGCUUUUAAUGGGACAAAUCUGGAUGCUAUCUAUCUGCACAAGAACAAAUACCUGCAAGUUAUCAAUGACGAUGCAUUUCUGGGAGUGUACAGUGGACCAACUCUACUUGAUGUCUCCAGAACAGCCAUUACUAACCUUCCAGCCAAAGGACUGGAAAGCCUUAAAGAACUAAUGGCCAAAAAUACAUGGACUUUAAAGAAAUUACCAGCUGUAAAGAUAUUUCUUCAGCUAAUGCGAGCUGACCUAUCAUAUCCAAGUCACUGCUGUGCUUUCAAGAGCUGGAAAAAAAACAGUGGAAUCUUGGAGUACCUGACAUGUAACCAGAGUGGCAGUCACAGCUUUCGUAAGAGAUCAGUUAAAGCUCUCAGAGGUCCAUUUCACAAAGAUUUUGAAGAAGAAUACACAGACCACACUGAUACUGUGUAUGACAAAAACACCAGCUUCACGAAUUUUCAUGAAAAUUCCCAUUAUUACAUUUUUUUGGAAGAGCAUGAGGAAGGAAAUCUUGGGUUUGGCCAAGAGCUCAAGAACCCUCAAAUGGAAUAUGUCCAGACCUUUGACAGUCAUUAUGACUACCCUAUCUGCGGGGGCAAUGAAGAAGUAAUAUGCACUCCAGAGCCUGAUGAGUUUAAUCCCUGUGAGGAUAUAAUGGGAUAUCAAUUUCUGAGGAUUGUGGUGUGGUUUGUGAACCUGCUGGCCAUCCUAGGUAACAUUUUCGUACUUUUCAUCCUUCUCACCAGCCAUUAUAAACUGACUGUACCACGCUUUCUGAUGUGUAACUUGGCCUUUGCUGAUUUUUGCAUGGGGUUAUACCUCCUCCUGAUUGCUUCAGUGGAUCUCUACACCAGGUCAGAGUACUAUAACCACGCUAUAGAGUGGCAGACUGGGCCUGGUUGCAACACAGCUGGCUUUUUCACGGUCUUUGCUAGUGAACUUUCUGUAUACACACUGACUGUGAUCACCCUGGAACGCUGGUAUGCCAUCACUUUUGCCAUGCGCCCAGAUCGAAAGGUUCGCCUCCGGCACGCCUCGGUUAUCAUGCUGGGAGGGUGGCUCUCGUGCUUUCUUCUUGCCCUUUUGCCACUGGUUGGCGUCAGCAGCUAUAGCAAAGUCAGCAUCUGCUUGCCCAUGGACACUGAAACACCAGUGGCUGAAGCCUAUGUUGUCUUCGUUUUAAUAUGUAACAUUAUUGCUUUUGUCAUCAUUUGUGCCUGCUACAUAAAAAUCUACAUAACUGUGCGAAACCCUCAGUACAAGUCAGGGGACAAAGACACCAAAAUUGCCAAGCGGAUGGCUGUGUUGAUUUUCACUGACUUUCUGUGCAUGGCUCCCAUUUCUUUCCACGCUUUAUCUGCCAUUAUGAACAAACCAUUGAUAACUGUCACCAAUUCCAAGAUCUUGCUGGUACUCUUCUACCCACUCAAUUCUUGUGCCAACCCCUUUCUUUAUGCUAUUUUCACCAAAGCUUUCAGAAGAGAUGUGUUUAUCCUGCUAAGCAAGUUUGGUAUAUGUGAGCAUCAGGCUCAAGUCUACAGAGGUCAGACAAUCUCAGCCAAAAACAGCAGCAGCUCUUAUGGGCAGAGAAUCAGCCGAGGGAUAGGUCAGGUUCUUACAAGCACUCAAGACCCAGCCAAUGAUUACCUUCCUGCCGUGACAAUGCAGAACCAAAUUCUCAUGGAAGAAUGCAAGCAAACUGAGCUAUAA